ACGAAAAUAUAAUUGACUGUGAUUUAUUCCUGUUUUCAUGUUAAUUUGGGAGAACAAGAAAAGUAGUCUAAAUAAUGAAUACGAAAACACGUACUUGAUUCCUAAUAUAUAAUACGUGUUUUCAAGAUAAAUAUGCAUGUGUGUACCUCUUUCGGCUUGAAACUGUUGUAAAUUCUGUUUCAAGCCGUCCUACUCAAACACCGUAGAAGAAGAAACGAAAAACAACGAAGAAGAAGACAAGCCAUCAUGGCGGUGCCGGCAGGGCGCACGGUGGUGUUUGUAACUGGAAAUGCGAAAAAACUCGAAGAGGUAGUUCAGAUUCUCGGCGACAAGUUCCCCUACAAACUUAUCUCAAAGAAAAUUGACCUCCCUGAAUACCAAGGAGAACCAGAUGAUAUUUCCAUACAGAAGUGUAAGGAGGCUGCAAAAGAGAUUGAUGGACCGGUCAUAGUGGAGGACACUUGUCUGUGUUUCAAGGCAUUGGGAGGCUUGCCAGGCCCUUACAUAAAGUGGUUCCUGGAUAAACUCAAGCCAGAAGGCUUGUACAAACUCCUCGCUGGCUUUGAGGAUAAAUCCGCGUUGGCCCUCUGCACAUUUGCCUACACGUCCGGAAAAGAUGAACCGGUGCAGCUGUUUAGAGGAGUAACACAGGGGCAUAUCGUUGAGCCAAGGGGACCACGAGACUUUGGAUGGGACCCCUGUUUCCAGCCCGAAGGCUAUGACGAAACCUACGCGGAGCUGCCUAAAGAAAUCAAGAACUCCAUCUCUCACCGGUACCGCGCGCUAGCAGCCAUGUCAGAGCACUUUUCAACAACUGCCAAGAGGCAGAAGACUGACGACUGAGUCUGUGUACACUGUAGAUGUGGUAGAAUCUACUACAAGUGAGCUCCAUGUGUGCUUCCUUUCAUUUUUUCAUAAUAAAUGUUUGAGUCAUUUUUUUUAAACACA
Messenger RNA from Syngnathoides biaculeatus (alligator pipefish), 948 nucleotides. RefSeq names its product inosine triphosphatase (nucleoside triphosphate pyrophosphatase) (gene itpa). The transcript is spliced from 8 exons. The coding region runs from base 247 to 843 and encodes 198 amino acids. NCBI's taxonomy places the organism in Eukaryota, Metazoa, Chordata, Actinopteri, Syngnathiformes, Syngnathidae. Gene Ontology annotation, biological process: nucleoside triphosphate catabolic process. The record is from RefSeq and is a predicted model, not a curated record. Gene Ontology annotation, molecular function: nucleoside triphosphate diphosphatase activity. Gene Ontology annotation, cellular component: cytoplasm.